GUUUUCAGCAAGCGUGACAAACCACGUUGAGCCAAGUUCAAGAAAAGACGAACUGAGACUCAUGCUAAUUCACGAAUUAUCUCUAAAGGCUUAGGUAAUGCCAAAUGAAUAAUUCAGAGGGCGGAAGGAGAUCAAAUGUAGUGAUCACCAUUUCAUGCGUCUAGUUACCACACGAAGUCAGUUCUGACUUCAUAAUUAGUUACCAGGUUAAUUAUACUUCGUGUUUGAAAACCUGCACCACAAAGUCGUUAUUUCGAAGCUCUUCUUGUCCUAUCAAAAAACGAUAUCAACUAAUUAAUUGCUGCUAAUUCGUGGAGUUUUUCACGUGAUGCAUGCAUCGUUUUAAAUAGGGAGAACAGAAAAACAACGAUCAUUUAAGGUCGAGCUUUUCUGAAAAACGAUAAACACUAUAAAAUAUCCUUCGAAGCUUGGAGCUACAUGUGUAGGUACUUGCCAUACCAGAAACUGUAUCUUCAACCGUGAAAUAGAAAGUUGGACGGCGUGUUUCACCCUUCUGAAGGAGUACAUCUUCAUUUCGUCAGUAGAAGUGAAAAAGGAAUGGCCUGUCGGCGUGAGAACCAACAGACGCGUGAGGUGGGGAUUCGAACCACAAGUCUCUCACUUUAAGCUCUGCCGAUGGACAUGAAUAAAACUACAGUCCUUGAUGACAUCAUCCAAUACCCUCGAGAUGCAACAAUAUUUGCUGCUGCUUGCUGUAUCAUAUUUAUCGUUAUUGGGUUUCUAGGCAACUUUAUAACAAUCCUCGCCCUCUGUCGGUGCACGAUGCUUCGAAACGCCACCACAGCAUUUGUGAUCAGUCUUUGUACAUCAGACUUCCUAUUCUGCACCAUCAACCUACCCUUAACUGCAUCAAGAUACAUCCACCAGGCUUGGUUGCUAGGAGACACAGCGUGUUCCUUAUUUCCAUUUUUCUUCUAUGGAAAUGUUGGCGCCUCCUUGAUGUCCAUGACUUUGAUUACAGUAAACAGAUUCGUCAUAUUUAACUACCACCACCUGUACGGUAAAAUAUACAAGAAGCGUUUCGUAGUUUUGAUGAUCAUCUUCUGUUGGGUGUUCAGCUUUGCGCUGUUGGUGCCUACCUUAACAAGGGCCUGGGGAGAAUUCGGACUAGACAAGGCGACAUUUUCUUGUACCAUCCUGAUGCGGAACGGUCGGUCUCCCAAGAAGUUUUUAUUCGUUGUCGGUUUUUUGAUACCCUGCGUCGUGAUCGUCUUAUCUCACGCCUCCAUUAUUUGGAAGGUACGAAACAGUAGGCGGAAUGUUGUGGCCCACACCCAGGUCAACCUAAGAACGCCAGAUCCGCUCGCUAAACAAACGACUCAACGAAAAGACGAAUCCCGUCUCAACCGCAUGAUCAUAAUUAUUUUCUGUUCUUUUAUUCUUUGUUUCCUUCCGCUGAUGAUCGUCAAUGUUUUCGACAGCAAAUUCAGGUUUCCCACCAUUCACGUCGUGGCUUCUGUUUUAGCGUGGAUGUCAUCAUGUAUUAAUCCAUUCAUCUAUGUAGGCCUCAACCGCCAUUACCGUCAGGCAUACUACCGACUUUUAUGUUCAAAGCCUCGUAACCAGAGAACUUCAAUUGUAUCAUGUUUUAACCGUUCGACUUCCGAAGGAGAAUUCAAGACUGUUGUGUCCGAAGUGUUUGUUUUCUCAGACCAAAACAACACCACAAAUCCAGAAAGGGAGAAAGAAGAGAACGUUGUUUAAUUAUCUAAUUAUUCAAACAUGUAUUAUCUAUAUUUGUAGGCCUUUAUCGAAGUUUAUAAACUAUGUUUUUAACCCUG
This is a messenger RNA of Limulus polyphemus (Atlantic horseshoe crab), 1802 nucleotides long. RefSeq names its product protein trapped in endoderm-1-like. The transcript is spliced from 5 exons. The record is from RefSeq and is a predicted model, not a curated record. Gene Ontology annotation, biological process: G protein-coupled receptor signaling pathway. Gene Ontology annotation, molecular function: G protein-coupled receptor activity. The coding region runs from base 637 to 1725 and encodes 362 amino acids. Gene Ontology annotation, cellular component: membrane. Lineage: Eukaryota; Metazoa; Arthropoda; Merostomata; Xiphosura; Limulidae.